Messenger RNA from Corylus avellana, 1138 nucleotides. Its product is annotated as phosphorylated adapter RNA export-like protein. Lineage: Eukaryota; Viridiplantae; Streptophyta; Magnoliopsida; Fagales; Betulaceae. The record is from RefSeq and is a predicted model, not a curated record. Gene Ontology annotation, biological process: snRNA export from nucleus.
UAUUCCCUUGCUGCUCGCCACCGUCAGUCAGUUUUAAAACCCAGAGCCACAAAGCGCACUCUAGCUCAAAUUCUUAGUCUCAGAGAAACAUUCGCUAUUUUGAUCCGUUUGGAUUCUCCAGCUUCAAAAGCUAUUUCAGUUUUGAAUGGAGGGAGGAGACAGCAUAUUAGAAGCCAUCUAUGAAGAGGAUUACGUGGAGGACAUUGAUGAUGUUGAGAUGCUUGAUGUCGAAGAAGAAUUGGAGAAGCCCAAUUCCCAAAAUGAGAAGGGACUAAGCAGUGGCGGAGAUGUGAAUUUAGCAAGUCAAGGAUGUCAAAGUAAAAACAGCAAAAGAAGGGCAAAUAAGAAGAAGAAUAAGAAAAAGAAGGGUGGCGGGGGGCCUAAAGUUACUGACAUAAACAGGUUUGUCUUAGAUACGUGUAAGCGUCUGAGAGAGAGAAAAUCGUACAUGGUAUAUGCGGCUGUAGGUUGUUUGGGAGUUUCUGCAUUAAGUGAUCUUGUCAAAGAGGUGGAUGCGGUUCAGGCUUGUGGAGGUCAGAUGACUGCCGAUGGCGGACGCUUACGAACAGGUGGUGGUGUAUUAUGGCGUGUCAUCAAAGCCCGAGACCCAAAAGCCUACAAAGAUAUAAUGAAAAAGGCGAAGGAGUUUGAGAAGCAAUUCAAGCAACCAAAUAUUAGGCAAGAAACUGGGCAAAAAAAAGAGGGUGUCUCACCUGGAACUGCCCAUGCAUUUACGAAUGGGCCUCCAGUCAAUUUUUCAGACGGUUCCCAACCUAUAUCUCAGGUGCAGAAUCAACAGGAGCAGCCAAAUACUGAUAUUAAACGAGUCUCUGUUCAUGAUAGGUUACGGAUACCUGUCUCAUAUGAUGAUAGCCUUCUUGGAGAAGAUCCUGGGAAUGAAGCUGCUUGAUUUUUGGAUAAAGGGGAAUUUACUUGUGCUUGGCAUUGGAAACAUUCAGGGAUGGUUGUUGGUUUUCAUGCAAUAGAUAGAACAAAAUUUUUAGAUGCAUUUGGAUGGGGAUGGGGGUGGAAAGAUGUUCCUUGGAGGCAAGAGCUCUCUCAAUUACUUAUUUCUUGGUACUUGAGCGAUAUUAAUUUUGUUCAAAGCAAUUAUGACGUGUAUUACUUUUCCACUCAA